Anopheles moucheti is the source of this 1728-nucleotide messenger RNA. RefSeq names its product elongation of very long chain fatty acids protein 4-like. The transcript has 4 exons. Gene Ontology annotation, biological process: fatty acid elongation, saturated fatty acid; very long-chain fatty acid biosynthetic process; fatty acid elongation, polyunsaturated fatty acid. Lineage: Eukaryota; Metazoa; Arthropoda; Insecta; Diptera; Culicidae. The record is from RefSeq and is a predicted model, not a curated record. Gene Ontology annotation, cellular component: endoplasmic reticulum membrane. Bases 1 to 870 code for a protein of 289 amino acids. Gene Ontology annotation, molecular function: fatty acid elongase activity.
AUGGAGUCGAAUGUGACCGAAACCAUUGGGGAGUCACUGCAGCAACAGUUUGACCAUUGGUACACCUUUCUGGUGGAGGAUCUGAGCGACAAGCGUACGGCUCAUCUACCGUUCCUGCACAGUCCGCUAUGGCCCGUGUCGGUGCUCUCCCUCUACUUCCUGCUCGUGUUCUACUGGAUACCGCACUACAUGCGCGAUCGCAAACCGUACGAUCUGCGCAAACUAAUGCUGGCGUACAACGUGUUCCAGGUGGUGGUGUGCUACUGUCUGAUACGGCAGCUCGUACGGCACGGCUGGACCUUCCGCUAUCUGUACACGUGCGAGCUGGCCGACUACUCGAGCAGCAAGGACGCGAUCGGGUUCCUGCACGCCGCCUACCUCAACUACUGCGUCAAAACGGCGGAGCUGGUUGAGACUGUUCUGUUUGCGCUGCGCAAGAAGCGCAGCCAGAUUUCCUUCCUGCACGUCUACCACCAUGUGUUCACCUAUAUGUUGGCCUGGAUCUUCGCCAAAUACGUUGGAGGAAGCAUGCUCACGUACACCAUCAUCGUCAAUUCGCUGGUCCACAUGUGCAUGUACUCGUACUAUCUGCUCGCGGUCAUACCGGACUAUGUGCCCUUUUCCCUGAGCAAGCUGAAACGAUACAUCACCGCACUGCAGAUUCUACAGCUUGGCAGCAUCCUGGUGAAUAUCAUGUUCGCGAUGCGUAGUAGUUGCGCCAUUCCGCGUACCCACAUCCUGCUGUACGCACCGUACAUGGUGGUGCUCAUAUCGAUGUUCAUCAACUUCUACAUGAAGACGUACAGUGGCAUUACCAGGGCACUCAACGUUUGCUAUACCGACGGCGGUGUCCGCAAGAAGGUUAAAUAGUGCAACGAGGCGAAAGCAAGCACCCGUGUCACAGUUAGUGCAACAAGUGAGCAAUUUCAAGUGAGCACUCCUAUAUGAAGCAACGACGGACCUCGAUGAAAGUGUGGGAAUUGUGUGUUCGAAUUUCCAUGUUUCGUGGAGUUCGAAUUUUCCAGUGAUUGAAGAAACAACAUGACGAAGUGAUUCUGCUGCCAUGCCGGAUUAUGUGGGGAAGGGAAGCGACAAAUGGAUUAAGGGGGCGAGCAGGGUAAGAGGAGGGAUGAUGGGAGAGGAGAGGGAGGGGAGAAGUUGUAAAGGUGAGCGGCGAGUGCCAAUAUUCUAGAUUGGCAUUUGCAUCGAAGAAGAAAAAAAACUGAUGGAAAAUUAAAUGCACAUCAAAUUUCUGGUUCAACUUUGCACCGUAGGCGCACCAACCAAACACGACACACGGUUGUAGAUACAUUUGAUUUUGCUGUGUUUUAAGUCAACAACAGCGCUUAUCUGUCGGCAACAUAGAUUAUGCGCGGCUGCAUAAUAAUUAAGCUUUCCGCUUCCAUUCGGUGCGAACCGCGAAUCGCGAUGAGACCAGUGAUGAUGAUUUCACAAAUUUAGCAAAACAACAACAAAACAAAAAAAAACAGCUCAACUAUUAUGCAUUCAAUGUAUACGCGUUACAUUUCAAAUGUGGCUGCGAGGAUUGGCGUUUAAUGCUAUUAAAUUAAAAACCUGCUUAGCUUGUAAGUUGUAAGACUCUCGUGUAAAGCGGGAUAAGAAAAUGAAAAGCUUUUAAACAAUUUGUGCAACACAAAAUAAAGAGAGAGAGAGAAAGAGCAAUAGCAAUGUAGUAUAACAAAUUUCGCUGCAAUUUAUGUACGAAUA